AUGCUGGCAAAAUUGCUAAUUCCACUACUUCUCCCACUCUUGGCGCUUUCUCAAGAUAAUCCCUUUGAGUUUGAGUUUUCCCCAUAUAUCUACAAAAUUUAUAAGUUGCCGUUUAAACAGGAUAGCUACGCCCAAGAUUGGUAUGGUCAGGACGUGGCGCUGAUCCAGAGCCCGCUCCUUUCACCAAUAAAACAAUCCAAACCCGGCCACCCGCUGCCCCUCCCUACGAUCAGACCUUUCACGGUUAGCUGGAAGCACCUCGACGACACAAGCGUCAACCUCGAAAAUAACCAAAACUUUGAGAAACGUAUCGACACCAAAGUAUGGUGGCCCAGU
Mesorhabditis spiculigera is the source of this 336-nucleotide messenger RNA. The record is from the annotation of a GenBank genome assembly. NCBI's taxonomy places the organism in Eukaryota, Metazoa, Nematoda, Chromadorea, Rhabditida, Rhabditidae.